AUGUCUCCUUACUUCAGGUAUCGAUCCACCACGAUCCCAGGCCUUCUAGAAGCAUGGAUUGUUGAAUCUCUCGAAAGCCCCAGAGAUCGUCACUCCAGCGAGGACAAGAGCCACAAAUUAUACCUUCCACGUCUCACCGCCGAACAACUUAGAGCAACUGAGAAGAUCACCGCCCUCAAGGCCCAGAUCUCCAAGCGCAAGGCCAAGAUCGACUACUAUGAAUACCUUCACAGCGAACACAUGAGAAGCUUGAGCCACAACAUCACCCCUUACAUUCGCCAUCAGAUGGAACACGAAGCUGCGGGCAGGGGCAUCCGCAAGGGUAGUCAUUAUCAAAUGCACUUGAUGAUAAACCUGAGAAUCAGAGUACAGACUCUCAGAAACCAGGCUGCUCACUGGAUCGCUGAGAAUGCAGUUGCUGAGACUGAGAUCAAGGAGUUGUCACAAGAUAUGGGCUGGAAUCAGGACGAGAAAGAAGACGACGGCGAGGAUGACAAGUGGGAAGACGCACAAGGCUGA
Molecule: messenger RNA, 519 nt
Organism: Aureobasidium subglaciale EXF-2481
Lineage: Eukaryota; Fungi; Ascomycota; Dothideomycetes; Dothideales; Saccotheciaceae
Exons: 2
Coding region: 1-519 (172 amino acids)
Source: RefSeq, a predicted model, not a curated record